Molecule: messenger RNA, 2019 nt
Organism: Nerophis lumbriciformis (worm pipefish)
Lineage: Eukaryota; Metazoa; Chordata; Actinopteri; Syngnathiformes; Syngnathidae
Source: RefSeq, a predicted model, not a curated record
AUGAGAACACACACAGGAGAAAAACCUUUUAAUUGUUCAGUUUGUGGCAAAAGCUUUUCUGGUAAGAGCAAGUUGACUCAACACAUGAGAACACACACAGGUGAAAAACCAUUUAAGUGUUCAGUUUGUGGCAGAAGCUUUUCUGGUAAGAGCAAUUUGACUCAACACAUGAGAACACACACAGGUGAAAAACCAUUUAGUUGUUCAGUAUGUGGCAAAAGCUUUUCUCGAAAUAUCGAUUUGACUUACCACAUGAGAACACACACAGGAGAAAAAACAUUGAAGUGUUCAUUUUGUGGCAAAAGCUUUUCUGUUAAGAGCAAUUUGACUAAACACAUGAGAACACACACAGGAGAAAAAACAUUCAGUUGCUCAGUUUGUGGCAAAAGCUUUUUUCGAAAUCAUGGUUUGACUGAACACAUGAGAACACACACAGGUGAAAAACCAUUUAAUUGUUCAGUUUGUGGCAAACGCUUUUCUCACAGUACCUCUUUGACUAAGCACAUGAGAACACACACAAGAGAAAAAACAUUUAGUUGUUCAGUUUGUGGCAAAAGCUUUUCUGAUAAGAGCGAUUUGACUAAACACAUGAGAACACACACAGGAGAAAAACCAUUUAGUUGUUCAGUGUGCUGUAAAAAUUUUACUAAAAAGAGCCGUUUGACUCAACACAUGAGAACACACACAGGUGAAAAACCAUUCAGUUGUUCAGUUUGUGGCAAAAGCUUUACUCGAAAUUAUGGUUUGACUGAACACAUGAGAACACACACAGGUGAAAAACCAUUUAAGUGUUCAGUUUGUGGCAACAGCUUUUCUCAAAAUAGCUCUUUGACUCAACACAUGAGAACACACACAGGUGAAAAACCAUUUAAUUGUUCAGUCUGUGCCAACAGCUUUUCUAAAAAUAGCAAUUUGACUCAACACAUGAGAACACACACAGGUGAAAAACCAUUUAAUUGUUCAGUUUGUGGUAAAAGCUGUUCUGUUAAGAGACAUUUGACUCAACACAUGAGAACACACACUGGUGAAAAACCAUUUAGUGGUUCAGUUUGUAGCAAAAGCUUUUCUGUUAAGUGCAGUUUUAUUAAACACAUGAAAACAUAGAGAUGAAAAACCAUGUAAGUGUUCCGUUUGUGGCAAAAGCUUUUCUCUUAAGAGAAUAUUGACUCGACACAUGAGAACACACACUGGACUAAGACAAUUUAAUUGUUCAGUUUGUGGUAAAAACUUUCAUCAAAACAGUUUUUUGUGUCGACACGAGAACACACACUGGAGAAAAACCAUUUAGUUGUUCAGUGUGCUGUAAAAGGUUCACACAUAAUGCAGACGCAGUAAAACACAUAAGAACACACAAGGGAAAAUAACCAAUUAGCUGUUUAGUUUGCGGUAUGUUGCUCAUAUGUGGUGACAUCCACCCUACCCAGGACCUCCUCACUGCUUCUUUCACAAAUAUCUGAGGUAUUCUUACAAACUUGGAUUAGUUGAAGCAUAAUCUUAUCUACUCAUGACCCCAUGUCUUCUCUGUAUCUGAAACCUUCCUGAACAGUAAGAUAGAUGAUGCUUCAAGUGCUUGGUUACUCCUUCUUCAGUCCAGGGACCUGGGGCCUCAUGUGUCAAGUUUGUGCACGCUCAAAAACCUGCACUACACCCUUUUUCACUGCAAAGUUGACAUGUAUCAAAACUGACGUUGGGAUGCUGGGUAACUGUUUACAUAACCAAGUGCCAACUUUUACUCCUCAGACUGAUUGAUGUGCAAAUCAGAGACAUAUGAACAAUUAACCCCCAACACCCACAACCCAACCCCCACCUCCCUAACAGGUUCAAUCCGGCCUGUGAGAUGAGUUUGCAAAGUGUAAAAUUCAGCUGCAUUUUUAAUGAAAGAAACGGUGGUUCUAAAUGUGUCCACUGGAUGUCGCAAAACCAAUUCUGUUAGGCAAGCAAAUUGCAUAGCAAGUAUACCAAGCAAGAGGUACACGGUAAAACGGGGCUGUGACUCCUCCCCCUCCACCCAACGUAAAA